This is a messenger RNA of Cyclocybe aegerita, 1485 nucleotides long. The record is from the annotation of a GenBank genome assembly. Lineage: Eukaryota; Fungi; Basidiomycota; Agaricomycetes; Agaricales; Hemipholiotaceae.
AUGGGCCCGUCUUCAGAAUCUUCUUCCUCAUCGUCAUCAUCUUCUAGGAGUGUCUCGCCAGAACCCCCGAAAUCUCAGGACCUCAAACGAAAAAGAAAAGAUCAUCCUGCACCAGAACCUGCUCAGGAUGAUUCUUCCUCAGAUGGUAGCUCAGAUUCAGACGAUUCAGACAAUGAGGAUUCAUCCGCACCUGCACUUUCGCAAGAGACGCCCGCGGUAGACGAACCUGUCCUCUCACACGCUGAGCGGCGACGACGAAAACGAGAAGCUCGCUUGGCCGCGAAGCGUGAGGCAGAAGGUGGCCCAGUACCGAAAAAGCGCAAGCUCAAAGACGGAAAAGCUGCCGCUGUGGAUGCAUCGAAGUCUUCUGGUGAUAAAUCAGCUCGGAAAAACUCGGUGUGGGUGGGCAACAUGUCGUAUAAGACGCAGCAGGAGAAUCUGCGGACGUUCUUCCAGUGGGUCGGUGGCGAGAUUACGAGGAUCCAUAUGCCUAUGAAGGAGGCUGAGAAGCCAGGGGUGAAGCCGGAGAAUCGAGGGUUUGCAUAUGUCGAUUUCUCGACACCUGAGGCGAAAAUUGCUGCGAUUGCCCUCUCAGAACAACCCCUGCUGGGUCGGAAAUUGCUUAUCAAGGAUGGCGAUAGUUUCGAAGGUCGACCAGCAGCCAUUGGCGAAAACGUCAUAACCGACUCUGCUGUCGCACACAAAACGCAUUCGAAAACGGCUCAGAAGAUCCUACGGAACCAAAAACAACCCGCCGGUCCAACACUCUUCAUUGGAAAUCUGCCUUUCGAGACGACGGUUGAGACAAUCCGGGAACUUUUUGAGUCUCAUCGCGAGACGAAGACAAAGGGGGAAGAGAAGAAGAGGAGCAAAUUCAAAGAUGAAGGAGGAGAGGAAAAAGAAGGAGGAGAGGGAAAGGGAGAAAGGAAAGAUGAAGAUGAAGGAGAGCAAAAGCCCAAGGACAAUUGGAUACGAAAAAUCCGCAUGGGUACCUUCGAAGACACUGGGCACUGUAAAGGCUUCACUUUCGUCGAUUUCACGUCCGUAGACCACGCGACGUCCGCCCUCAUCAACCCUCGAAACCACCACCUGAACGGCCGCGACCUGGUUGUGGAAUACGCCAGCCCAGACGCCGUCCGCCGGGGUGCUCCCAAAGACGCCAAGCCUGCGGGUGGAGGUGCGCCGCAGAAAACAAAACGAGGAUUAUCUGCAGGGUACCACCGCACGAAAUCCAAGCUGGCUGUACGCUCUGUGCCCAGGCGACCACAGGACAUUGCUGCGAAAGAAGCGGCUAAGAAGGCUGAGGAGGCACGCAAUGCGAGGAAAGGCCUUCCCAAUCCCUCACCCUCGAAGGCCGAAGGCUCAGAUGCCACAGUUAGGCAUAAAGGACCCAAGUCUCGUCCCAGACCUGGAGCUGCGUUGGCACUCGCAAAACGCGAGUCUGCUGCCAUCGUCGCAAGUCAGGGACAGAAAAUCACCUUCUAG